Penicillium alfredii is the source of this 1506-nucleotide messenger RNA. Its product is annotated as FAD-binding oxidoreductase. Bases 1 to 1506 code for a protein of 501 amino acids. The record is from RefSeq and is a predicted model, not a curated record. Lineage: Eukaryota; Fungi; Ascomycota; Eurotiomycetes; Eurotiales; Aspergillaceae. Gene Ontology annotation, molecular function: FAD binding; oxidoreductase activity. The transcript has 3 exons.
AUGUAUACUAUUGUCCCGCCUACUACUGUCCCGCCUACUACUGUCCCGCCUACUACUGUCCCGCCUACUACUGUCCCGCCUACUAUUGUCCCGCCUCGUGCAGAGAGAUCCCCAGUUUUCAACUGUGACGAACUACGGGAGGCUAUAUCGGAAGGAGAGGUACUAGUUCCAGGCGAUGAUGGCUACGUCGUUAGUGCGGUCGUUGUUAAACCUAUUUCUGCUAUCGAAGUCUCUGCAGCUGUAAAGUUUGCCGUCUCAAGCAAUCUCCCCCUGACCGUCUGUGGCGGAGGCCACUCGACGAGCGGAACGUCGUCGUCGGAAGGCAUGGUCAUCCACCUUGGCAAUAUGCGGAAAGUCGAGAUCAACGAAAACAGCAUGACCGUGUCUUUUGAUGGCGGCUGCCUUUGGGGAGACGUGGAUAGUGCUCUGGAGGCCCGUGGCCUGGCCACAGUUGGAGGCGCAGUAAACCACACGGGCGUCGGGGGGCUUAUUCUCGGGGGCGGACACGGGUGGCUGACCGCAAAACAUGGGCUCACUAUUGACAACCUCCUAUCAGCUCAGAUAGUCACGGCCGAUGGCUCCAUUCUUGAAGCAUCUGAAACACAAAAUCCAGAUCUCUUCUGGGCGAUUCGCGGAGCUGGAGCACAAUUUGGAGUCGUCACACGCUUCACAUCCCGUGUCAAUAAGCAAGGGAAGGUCUGGAGUGGCACUCUCAUGUUUGAGCACAGCAAGCUACCCAAGCUGGUGGCAUUUGCAAAUGACUUUCACAAUCGGAAUGGCCGAGAGGGCCACUGCUUGACUAUAGGUGUGGGACACACAUUGGAUGGGGCGACCCGUAUCCUCUCUGCUAUUCCCCUUUAUCAUGGGCCGGAAGAGGAAGCAAAGAUAUACUUUGCAGAGCUGCUUAGCAUCGGACCUAUCGUGGACUGCAUGGGCAUGAUGUCUAUCGCGCAGGUGAACACUUUACAAAACCCAAUGUCCGAAUACGGCCUUCGCCGCCUCCAAGGCUCCGCCAAUAUCACUAUGCCCCUUCAAACAGAAUCCCUGCAACAGAUCGCGGAUGCCAUAUGGACUUUUCACGAUCUUUAUCCUGACGUAAAGGUCUGCGUGAUGGCAAUCGAGCUUUUUCCUACGUACAAGUUGCGCGAAAUACCCCAAGACGCUACCGCGUACGCGAAUCGCGGGGAGUACUACGAUGCUGUGCCUUUCUUUGGGUGGGAAGACCCAGGACUCGAUAAUAUAGUUCGACAAUUCAACUCGAAACUUUGCACAAACAUACGCUAUUUGAAUGGAUACAACCGCUCGGGGCAUGAUGGGGGAGGUAACUCCAAGCAAGCGCCAGUUGGACGGUAUAUCAAUAUGGUGAAUGAGCCGCUAAGGCCAGACGAAGCAUAUGGUAUAAAUUGGGAGAGACUGAGGGAUGUGAAGAAGAAGUUUGAUCCAGGCAAUGUUUUUCAUAAGUGGCAUGGUGUGGGGGCUGGAGGAAAGGAAGAACCGACUGGGUGA